AUGUCUGUAAGUACAAUAAAUAAUAUUCAACUACAAUUAGGUCGUUUUGGUAUACCGAUAUUGCUUACGCUUGGUAAUGUUGGUAACUUAUUUACAGCAUGGAUAUUGAUACGUACUGUGAAACAACGAGCUAAUCCAUGUGCACUCUAUUUACUUUGUGCAUCACUUGCCAAUUGGAUGAUCAUUAACACUCUACUUGUUGGAACCUAUUAUGGUAUUGAUCAUAUUGAACCUGUACACAAGUCAAAUAUUUUAUGUAAAUUAAGAUGGUAUGGAGGAUAUGUCUUGUUUAUAGCAUCACGAAACUUCAUGAUCGCUGCAUGUGUUGAUCGAUGGGCACUUUGUUCGCAGAAUCCAAAGAUUCGAUCAUUUUCUCAAUCAAAAAUAGCUCAUCGUGUUACUUUUAUCAUUAUCAUAAGUUCGGCACUAAUGAAUCUUUGUUUUUUUUUCUUUUUCGACAAUAGUUCAGGUCGAUGUGCUACUAAUCCAUUGUAUACUUUAGCUUUUACAAGUUAUUCCCUGACGUUCAUUGGAAUUCUUCCUUCAUCAUUAAUGAUUUUAUUUGGCUUUCUUGCUCGAUACAAUUUAACAAAGAUUCGAUUACGUGUACAACCUGUUGAUGGAGAUAGAGCUCGUGGUAUUCAAAUACAUAAACGUGAUCAUGACUUGAUGAAAAUGUUAUUUGGUGAGGUAUUGGUAUUUUGUGUAACGACAUGUCCAUUUCCAUGCAGUUUAUUAUACAAUUAUUUAACAGCUUCAAUUACGUCAAGUAAAACUCCAAUACGAAUAGCUAUUGAAUCACUUAUCAACUUUAUUAUUCAACCUUUAUUAACCUUUACUUAUUGUUGUACACAAUUUUACGUAUAUGCAAUUUUUUCUGGCAAAUUCCGAAAAGAUUUUUUGGAAAUAGUUCAUCUGAAACGAGCAAAUCGCGUCAAUCAAGUAACAACCGUUCAAACAGUUACUCAUAGAGAAAGACAGUGA
Messenger RNA from Adineta steineri, 984 nucleotides. NCBI's taxonomy places the organism in Eukaryota, Metazoa, Rotifera, Eurotatoria, Adinetida, Adinetidae. The record is from the annotation of a GenBank genome assembly.